Molecule: messenger RNA, 391 nt
Organism: Rotaria sp. Silwood2
Lineage: Eukaryota; Metazoa; Rotifera; Eurotatoria; Philodinida; Philodinidae
Source: the annotation of a GenBank genome assembly
UACGAAAAAAAUCGGGUUUUUUGCUGUUUUUUUUUACAGUAUUUUAGGUUUUUCUCCCGCUUGGAAAAGUAUUGGAGAAAAAGUAAAUAGUGCAUUGGAUAGAACUCGUUGAGCUCUAUCUUGGUCCGCAAAGUUUAGUCUUUGGUCCCAACUGUGAGCGAAUCCAGUUGCGGAAUAUGCGAAUCCAGACCCAAGAUAUCCUACGUUUCUUCUCGUUGUCUUCUCUUUCUUUCUCUUCUAUGUGUUUUGUUUUCGUUGUCUGGUCAUUUUAUACUGCAUAAAAGAGACUGCUUUCUAAUAUUUCUUUAGUGAUUUAUCAUUAUCAACUAUUGGUCUUGAUUCAUUACAAAUUGGAAAAUUAUUAUGUAUUUUAUAUCAAUCAUGGGAUUGA